CGUACACAUGGAACAGAGGUUUCGAUGUUAGACCGCGUUCUGGAACAGGAUGCUCUCCCCCGACGAGGAGCGCAUCGCGUCCGCCGUCGCCGGCAGCUUCGGGCGCCACCUCGUCCUCGCCUUCUACUCGUCCCCAUCGCAGACUUCGAUGGCGGACACCUCGCCGGAGAGCUGGGUUGACGCCCUCACCACGCGGAAGGGCCAGAGGGCGAUCCGCAGAUGGGUCGAGGUUUUCACGGCCACCGCAGUCGGCGUCUUCAUAGACAAGACCAUCCACAUCAACACCUACGACCAGCUCUUCGCCGCCGCUACCAACCCCACAUACGGCGCCCGGCUGCAAGAGCUUUUCGUUGCACUCUGCAGCGCCUCCGUAGAGACACUGGUGAAGACAUCCCAUGGCGUACUGUCCAGUGCCAACGGUACCGGUGGAAAUGCUAAUGCCAGUGCCACCUCCGGCAGCAGUGGUGGGUUUGCGGUUGGGGAAGGGUGGGUGGAGACUCUGUCAAGCGCGCUGGUGGUGCCGAGCAACCGCAAAUUCGUUCUGGAUUUGACGGGCAGGGCGACAUUUGAGGCAGUGCGGUCGUUCCUUGAGUUUGUGCUGUGGAAACUGCACGCCGGCACAAGGGCUGGAGGUGAUGCCAGAGUUGGGGCUGGAUUGCGUGCCUUGAGGCAUAUGAGUGAUAGGUCCAUGGUAAUUGCCACGAUCUGCAUAGCAUUGUGCUUGCAUAUCUUGAAUGGCACAUGGCUCUUGGUGCCGGCUUGAGCCUUGGAUUCCCUAGUUCUGGUUGAUGAUUGUACAGUUUAUAUUUUAUAUGUCACACUGCUUGUGUGAUUGUGUACGAUUAACUGAGAAUAGUAUAUACAAAAGCUGUAAAUUCGAAAUAUAGAAGUGGUGGAGAUGGGGAAUGGGAAAGGAAUUUUAGAUAAAUGAUUCCAAGGUUUCUUGUGUAAUAACUCUGGCCGUACAUUCAAUUAAAAGGAUAAUGUGUUGAUAUGCUUUUCUCC
Setaria italica (foxtail millet) is the source of this 1005-nucleotide messenger RNA. RefSeq names its product protein PHLOEM PROTEIN 2-LIKE A10. Bases 50 to 763 code for a protein of 237 amino acids. The record is from RefSeq and is a predicted model, not a curated record. The transcript has a single exon. Lineage: Eukaryota; Viridiplantae; Streptophyta; Magnoliopsida; Poales; Poaceae.